AUGUCACAGGAGCGAAAGCGGUCAACGUCGCGGACAAGGGUCUCGCGCCCAACAACGCCGCUGCGGCCCUCAUCUCGCUCCUCCUUUCGCGAAUCAGCCAAGGCAAGCACCAGCGGCGGGCCCUCAUUCCCUCUCAACGCCUUCGAGCCCGCCUUCGCUGAGCUGUCUGACGCCAUGUCCGACCUCGAGGCCAACAUGAUGCAUUUCCAGCUCAUGCAUGAGAGCCUCGCCCGUUUCAGCGAGAGCUUCGCCAGCUUCAUGUAUGGUCUCAACAUGAAUGCCUUCUGUGUCGAUUACCCUGAGGGGCCCAUAUCAGAGUCGUUCCGCAGGGCAAAGCAACAAGAGGAACAGGCGACAGCACAGGUACCUGACACAAAGCCUGCAGGGGACCCCGAGGGCGAGACCACAUUUAUGACCACAGACACGUCCUUCGUUGACAACCCGUCUUCAACGAGGACGGCUGUCCCCAAGUUCCAAACCCCAGCCCCAAAGACGAGGACGUCGCGGGUGCCUGCGCCGUCUACCCGUGGCGGCAGCCAGACCCGAGGAGGCCGUGGUGGCACGCGUGGCACGCGGCCUAGUAGGCUUGCGGCACCGAGGGCCAGAGGCAUUAGAUGA
Diaporthe citri is the source of this 618-nucleotide messenger RNA. RefSeq lists its product as uncharacterized. Gene Ontology annotation, cellular component: mitotic spindle polar microtubule; mitotic spindle; DASH complex. Lineage: Eukaryota; Fungi; Ascomycota; Sordariomycetes; Diaporthales; Diaporthaceae. Gene Ontology annotation, biological process: mitotic sister chromatid biorientation. The coding region runs from base 1 to 618 and encodes 205 amino acids. The record is from RefSeq and is a predicted model, not a curated record. The transcript has 3 exons.